Maudiozyma barnettii is the source of this 3681-nucleotide messenger RNA. RefSeq names its product ubiquitin-specific protease UBP15 (gene UBP15). Gene Ontology annotation, molecular function: protein binding; cysteine-type deubiquitinase activity; cysteine-type endopeptidase activity. Gene Ontology annotation, biological process: regulation of protein stability; protein deubiquitination. Gene Ontology annotation, cellular component: nucleus; cytosol. NCBI's taxonomy places the organism in Eukaryota, Fungi, Ascomycota, Saccharomycetes, Saccharomycetales, Saccharomycetaceae. The transcript has a single exon. The record is from RefSeq and is a predicted model, not a curated record. The coding region runs from base 1 to 3681 and encodes 1226 amino acids.
AUGUCUGAUGAUCAACCAGAAACAACAGUACUUGGUAACAUCUUAAUUGAACCUGUGGAGUUGAAUAAAACAUUUGAGGAAGUAUUACCCCCUUUACCGGAAGAAGAAACAGAAUUAGAAGGAUCUUUUACAUGGCAAAUAGACGAUUGGUUUUCUUUAAAAGAAGGAAAAUAUAGUUCACCAAGAUUCAAGAUUGGUGAAUUUGAAUGGGAUGUUCUACUUUUCCCGAAUGGAAAUAGAAACAAAGGUAUUGCCAUUUAUUUAGAACCACAUUCUUUAAUAACCGACCAGGAGAAUCAAGCCGAUAAUAACAAUUGGAAUUGUUGUGCACAAUUUGCUAUAGUUCUAUCCAGACCAGAUGAAGAUAAUGAUAUUAAUAUUAUUAAUCGAUCCCAUCAUAGAUUUAACGCCACCGAAACAGAUUGGGGGUUUGCUAAUUAUAUAGAUCAAAAUCAUUUAAAGUAUCCUACAAAGACUAGAAACAGCCCGUUGUUAAAAGAUGGACGAUUAAAUGUUACGGUAUAUGUACGGAUCUUAAGGGAUCCUACUGGUGUGUUAUGGCAUAAUUUUUUAAACUACGAUUCUAAAAAAGUCACAGGUUAUGUUGGUUUCAAGAAUCAAGGUGCAACAUGCUACUUAAAUUCUCUUUUACAAUCAUAUUUUUUCACAAAAUAUUUUAGAAAAUUAGUUUAUGAGAUUCCAACAGAUAAUGAAUCACCAAAUAAUAGUGUUCCUCUAGCAUUACAAAAAGCAUUUUAUCAAUUACAAGUAUCGGAUGAUCCAUUAGAUACUUUAGAAUUAACAAGGUCUUUUGGUUGGGAUAGUGGUGAUGCGUUUACACAACAUGAUGUACAAGAAUUAAAUCGAAUCUUAAUGGAUAGAUUAGAAAAUAAAAUGAAAAAUACACCAGUAGAGGGAGAAUUGAAUGAAAUGUUUGUUGGUAAGAUGAAGUCAUUUAUUAAAUGUAUUAAUGUGGAUUAUGAAUCAUCUAGGGUAGAAGAUUUUUGGGAUUUGCAAAUGAAUGUGAAGAAUAUGAAAAAUUUGGCUGAAUCGUUCGAAUCUUAUACAGAAUUAGAGCUUAUGAAUGGUGAGAAUCAAUAUGCUGCCCAAGAUUAUGGACUACAAGAUGCUGAAAAGGGUGUAAUAUUCGAAUAUCUCCCUCCGGUUUUACAUUUACAAUUAAAGCGAUUUGAAUAUGACUUUAAUUAUGAUCAAUUAAUGAAAAUUAAUGAUAGAUAUGAAUUUCCUGAAUCUAUUGAUCUUUCAAACUUCUUGGAUAAGGAUAGUAAACAAAAUGGACCGGUAACUUAUAAUCUACAUGGGGUACUUGUCCAUGCUGGUGAUAUUUCAACAGGUCAUUAUUAUACAAUGAUUAAACCAGGAACAGAUGAUAAAUGGUUUAGAUUUGACGAUGAAAGAGUGUGGAGAGUAACCAAAUCUCAAGUAUUUGAAGAGAACUUUGGUUUAAAUAGAUUACCAGAAGAACAAAUAAGAACCAUGACCCGUGAGAGAUACCAAGCAUAUCUUUUAGACCGUCAUACUAGUGCAUAUAUGUUGGUAUAUAUCAGAAGCGAUAUGGAAGAUAAAUUAUUACAACCUGUAACAAAAGCGGAUGUACCUCAGCAUGUUAUUGAUCAAGUAGAGGCAGAACUUGCAGAAAGAGAAAAAAGGGAAAAAGAAAUUAGAGAGGCUCAUCUUUAUGUUACACUGGUUAUUUAUAACCUUAAAAAUUUUAUUAAUUAUCAUGGUUUAGAUCCGAUACCCAAUGAACUGCUAAAAUUUUCAUACCAAGAUUUAACAAACAAUAAAGAGCAGCCCUUGUCAUUAAAAAUUGAGAGAACCACUAAAAUUAAAACUCUAUGUGAACAAAUUAAAGAUGUUUUGAAUAUUCCGACCAACCAAAACGUUAGGUACUGGAAAAUGGGUACUAGACAGAAUAAUACGAUCAGAUUAUGCGACCUAUUGAAAAUGGAUGAUGGAGAUAUGACCUUAGAGACAGCACUAGAAAACGAAGGUGAUGAAUCUUAUUCUUCUAUUGAUAUGUAUGUUGAGGAACCAUACUUAGAUCUUCAAUUUCUGAAUUCAUUAAAAACGAACAAUAUUGUGAAUUUUGACGAUAUAACAGACAACCUUAUUGAUAAAAUUAGGGCCAAUAUUGAUUCUUAUAUUUCCAAAUUGGAUGAAAACCCUUCAUUCGUGAACAAUAUUAAACAAAGGUCUCAACGUUUAGUUUUCAUUAAACGUUUUGAAGUACAGAAGCAACUAUUAUCAGGAUUUGGUUAUGUAGCGGUAGAAGAAGCGGAUACGAUUGCAAAGCUCGCAUAUAUUGUCUUACAGUUAAGUAACUGUGAGGCAAAAGAUAUUGAGCGUUUAAGUUUAUUUGAAGAGAUAAAUAUAGGUAAUAUUAAUCCAUUAUCUCUUCAAUCCCAGUUUUACAAUUCUGAAAUUGGAUUAGGUGAUAUAAUAACAUUUGAAAUAAGAAACAGUCAAGAUAUCAGACAGUAUUCAGCAGAGUCCCCAUUUUAUGGGAACCUAUUGGAAUAUUACAAUUUCUUAGAACAUAGAGUGAAUUUAAGAUUCUCCAAGAUUAGUAAUUCAGAUGAUGAUUACACUGUUAGCGAAGAAGGAGAUAUUCCUGAAAUACCAAAUAAUAAUAAAUUAGUAUCAUCAACUGCAUCAACGAAAUUUGACAUAUGGAUCCAUUCAAAUAUUAAAUAUUUUGAAUUGGCCGAAGUUGUUUCUAAGAAGACGGGUAUUGAACCAGAGUAUUUAAAAAUAUUUGCAAUUUAUAGUAAUGGUCGUUUCCCUCUAAAUUCAAGAUCAACAUUAAACGAUUAUUUAAUGAAGGAUUACAAUUGUAAUAGUAUUCCUCCUUUCCAAUAUGAAGAAUUAUCUAUUCCAUUGAAGGAAUUCGAACAUUUAAGACCUAUUAAAUUUUAUUGGUUAAAGGAUAGUUACAUACAUUAUCAAAGCCAUGAAUUUGAAGUUGCUGGGAAUUGUUCAGUAGCAGAAUUUUUAGAUAAAAUUCAACAGAAAAUAGGUUUCAAUGAUGAAGAGAAAAGUAAAAUUCUACUGUGGACAAAUUACGACUUUGAAUUUCAAGGAGUUCUCUCUAGGGAUACAUUAUUCAAAAAAAUAUCUAAACAAUUCUUAAUUUUUGGGCGAAUUCUCCCAGAUGAAUUGGAAUUGUUUAAGAAAUUUGAUAAUUAUGAAAAUGUUGGUACUGUGAGUAAACAAUUGAGAGAUAUUGAAGAAAGUGUCAGUAAUAUAAGCGAUCGACCAUCAGUGUCACCUACUCCAGAUUCUCUGAGAUAUAUGAAUAAUCCAGAGAAUGAUGGUCAUUUAGUGGUUGUUUCUCAAUAUUUCAAAGAUAUGGAUAAUAAACACGGAAUAUCAUUCUUAUUCAACUUGAUUCCGAAUGAAAAAUUCGCCGAUACUAGAGAUAGAUUACAUAAAAAAUUUGGUUUAGGUCAAAAGGAAUUUUCAAGGAUUAAGUUAGGGAUAUUAUUCACGACGGCUCAAGGUAAAUCCUUUAAAUCACUUCAAAAUUAUUCUGAAGAAGAAUUACAAGAUAUUGUACUUUUCGAUGUUAUGUCUAAUCUUGAUACUAUAUUCAUGGAUCACCCAGAUAGGUUGAGAUCUCAUAAUUCACAGGAUAGACCUAUGGUAAUUAAAAAUUAG